Messenger RNA from Solanum dulcamara, 1619 nucleotides. Its product is annotated as phosphoribulokinase, chloroplastic. Lineage: Eukaryota; Viridiplantae; Streptophyta; Magnoliopsida; Solanales; Solanaceae. The transcript has 5 exons. The record is from RefSeq and is a predicted model, not a curated record. Gene Ontology annotation, molecular function: ATP binding; phosphoribulokinase activity. Gene Ontology annotation, biological process: carbohydrate metabolic process. The coding region runs from base 158 to 1381 and encodes 407 amino acids. Gene Ontology annotation, cellular component: cytoplasm; chloroplast.
AAGGAGAUCAAUGCCCAUUCAUUCAUUACAUGUCACACAUUAAUCUCUUUGGCUCAAAGACAGAGAGAAAGAAAGAGCCUCCAUAAUUCUAUCUCUUUCUCUCUAGAAAAAAAGAAAAAAAACCUCUCAAGAAACAGAGGGGAAAAAUCAAGAAAAUAUGGCAGUUUGUACAGUGUACACAGCUCAAUCACUCAAUUCUACUUGUUCAAUCUCCACUCCUUCAAAAUCCCACUUAGGAUUUCACCAAAAACAAGUAAUUUUCUACACAAAAAGAACAAACAAAACAAGAAGCACAACAAAUCAUGUGAUAACAUGUUCUGCUUCUGAUGCUGAAAAAACAGUUGUAAUUGGUUUAGCAGCUGACUCUGGGUGUGGGAAAAGUACAUUUAUGAGGAGAUUAACAAGUGUUUUUGGUGGUGCUGCUGAGCCACCAAAAGGUGGAAAUCCAGAUUCAAACACAUUGAUAUCAGACAUGACUACUGUGAUUUGUCUUGAUGAUUAUCAUUCACUUGAUAGGACUGGAAGGAAGGAAAAAGGGGUAACUGCUCUUGAUCCUAGAGCUAAUGAUUUUGAUCUUAUGUAUGAACAAGUUAAGGCUAUUAAGGAGGGUGUUGCUGUGGAUAAGCCUAUUUAUAAUCAUGUUAGUGGUCUUCUUGAUCCUCCUGAACUCAUUAAGCCACCCAAGAUUCUUGUCAUUGAAGGAUUACACCCCAUGUAUGAUGAGCGUGUGAGAGAGCUCUUGGACUUCAGUAUCUACUUGGAUAUCAGCAAUGAGGUUAAGUUUGCUUGGAAGAUCCAGAGGGAUAUGGCUGAGAGAGGACACAGCCUUGAGAGCAUUAAGGCCAGUAUUGAAGCCAGGAAGCCAGAUUUUGAUGCUUACAUUGACACACAAAAGCAAUAUGCAGAUGCAGUCAUUGAAGUGCUCCCAACUCAGCUAAUCCCAGAUGACAAUGAAGGCAAAGUUUUGAGAGUGAGAUUGAUAAUGAAGGAAGGAGUGAAAAACUUCAGUCCAGUUUACCUGUUUGAUGAAGGAUCCACAAUCUCAUGGAUUCCUUGCGGUAGGAAAUUGACUUGUUCUUACCCUGGCAUCAAAUUCACCUAUGGCCCUGAUACCUACUUUGGCAAUGAGGUGUCUGUCUUGGAGAUGGAUGGCCAAUUUGACAGACUAGAUGAGCUCAUCUAUGUGGAGAGCCAUUUGAGCAACCUCUCCAGUAAAUUCUACGGUGAAGUUACUCAACAAAUGUUGAAGCAUGCUGACUUCCCUGGCAGCAACAAUGGAACAGGUUUCUUCCAGACCAUUGUCGGUUUGAAGAUCAGAGACCUGUACGAGCAAAUCGUUGCCAGCAGAGCUGGAGCUCCAGUGCAAACUGCAAAGGCCUAAACUUUGCCAAACUCUAUUGACAGCUAGGCAUCAGAAUCAUCUGUUGUACCUUGUUGUUUCCCCUCUUCCCUAAAUCUUAUUUGCCUACUUCUUUCCGCCACUUUCAUGUCUCAGUUUCAUGGUAGAUAAUUCCCCGUAAAUGAGAAAAUACACUUUGUUAUGUAUUAUUUGUAGCUGGAAAUGUGUUGAGAAUUGUAACAUGGACAAUAAAAGGUUAAAUGAAUUUCAAUUCCAAGCA